Messenger RNA from Chelmon rostratus (copperband butterflyfish), 2609 nucleotides. It is a transcript of the gene kcnj16a, whose product is annotated as potassium inwardly rectifying channel subfamily J member 16. The transcript is spliced from 2 exons. Lineage: Eukaryota; Metazoa; Chordata; Actinopteri; Chaetodontiformes; Chaetodontidae. Gene Ontology annotation, molecular function: inward rectifier potassium channel activity. Gene Ontology annotation, biological process: regulation of monoatomic ion transmembrane transport; potassium ion import across plasma membrane. Gene Ontology annotation, cellular component: plasma membrane. Bases 150 to 1412 code for a protein of 420 amino acids. The record is from RefSeq and is a predicted model, not a curated record.
UUGAGUUUUUUGCAGUGACAAGUGGGCUGGCUCAUUCCAGCAGGUGACUGUUGGAGCUACUGUACAGCCCCUCGGAGAGCUUUUCUGCUCAGGUACAGACAUUCCUGCAACUGGUUCUGCACUCAUUUUUACAAAAAAGACUCUGCAAGAUGCAUAAACAAUAUUCAUCAGUGAGCCCCACCGAUGGCAUCAGUGUAAAGACUGAGAUUGGACCUCAACCAAAGAAACACCGCUACGUACGCAAAGAGGGCAGCUGUAAUGUCGUGUUCCGCCAUGUUCCUGAGGAGUGGCUGUUGUUUGUGACCGACAUCUUUACCACCUUGGUGGAGAUCAGAUGGAGGGUGAUGUUCCUGAUCUUUGCCCUGUCGUACAUCCUGUCUUGGCUCUUCUUCGGCAUCCUCUACUGGGUUAUUGCUCUCGCUCACAAUGACAUCAAAGACCACACAAAUGAGCCCUGCGUGUACGAGGUGCGCAGCUUCACCGCUGCUUUCCUCUUCUCGCUCGAAACUCAAACCACCAUUGGCUACGGUUUCAGAGGAAUGUCCGAGAACUGCAUGAUUGCCAUUAUCAUCGUCACUAUACAAGAUGUCAUCAGCUGCUUCAUCGACACGUUUGUGAUCGGAAUUGUUGUCGCUAAAAUGGCCUCAGCCAGAAAGAGGGCGCAGACGGUGGGCUUCAGCAACUGCGCCGUCAUAAACCUUUGUGAUGGUCACUUGUGUCUUUCCUGGAGAGUCGGGGACUUUCGCAGGCACCACCUGGUGGAGGGGACGGCUCGUGCCCAAAUUGUCCACUCCACAGUGCAUGCCACAGGGAAAAUGGAUGUGACUUACGAAGAUCUGGUCAUACAGCAGAGGGACAUCAUCCUGGUCACGCCUACCACCAUCUUCCACAGGAUCGAACCUGGCAGCCCUCUGUACAAGAUGAGUUUAGUUGAUCUACGGAAAGCGGACUUUGAGCUGGUGGUUUCUUUCACCUACACGGACGACUCCACGGGUAUGCUGCAUCAGACCCGAACCUCGUACACUCCAGCUGAAAUCCUGUGGGGUCAGCUGUUCCAGGAGAUGAUCAGGGUCAGCAGGAGGCACUACAGGGUGGAUUAUACCUUGUUCAAUCACACUGCCAAGGUGCUGGUGCCUGAGGUCAGCGCUGAGGAGUACGAACACAAGAAGCUGCUGCGGCCCUCUCCCCGACAUUCCCCCCGACAUUCUCCUCGACAUUCACCUAGAUCUUCCCCACGCCCCUCUCCAAGGUCACCACGGCAAAAUCACGACAAAACACUUCUGAAACCCCCGACGGUAACUGUGGAACUUGUGAAUGACAUUCGUCCUGAACCCACUGUUUCAACUUCUCAAGCAAACAAUCAGCACAACACUUUGACUCUGCCAAAUGACCUCACAAGUCAAGAAAUAUAAAGGCAGAGCCGUAACAUUAGAGGUGCCCAGACACUGUACUAACUGUCCAUUUCUUUAAAGAAACCAUGGCUAAAGAGGAAAAUUAUGGAUGCUACUCAAAGCAGUACAGGGUUUACAGUACAUGUACCCAGGUAGCAAGAAAAAGAGUCUACAACCACAUGCACUGUGAGGCUGUACUUAAGGGCUUUGAGCUACAUGCUAAUAACAGAAUGCAAACAUGCUCCUAGUAAAAAUGCUAACAUUCUGACACAAAUAACGUAGUAAUACUUGGUAGAGUGUCACUUAAAACAGUAAAAAUAAUAGCAUAAAAACAAUCCAAAACAUAUAAUGUGCAAAGGCUAGUUAUUAGAAAUAUGAAAAUCUGUAUAGGGUUAUUGUGGUAUUCAGAUUAAGAAAACAAUAAAAGACAAAAUGCAUAUGUAAGAGGGUCAAAAGAAAAGAAAACUUGACAUGGACCAAGAUCCUUUUGCCAACUGCUGUUUCCAAGGUCAAGAAUGAAUUUUAGAUUUCAACCGUUAAGCCAACAUGGAUGAAAAGUUCCUAAAACGCUCAGAAAAACAGAAAUCUGAAGUUCAGUGAUAACUGCUCAAUCUGCUGAAGGUCAUGUGAUCCAGCACAGCUACUAAAUGGACCUUGUGGUGAGACUGUUUUUAUAUUCUUUUUGUGUAGUGUAGAAAGUGGAAAAGGAAAUUAUGUAAAAAGAAAAUACAAUUAGACAAAAGUUUAGAGUGUUGAAUGAUACUUAUGUAAAAGGUUCUCACAGUUUAUCUUUCAUGUUACACGACUUUGACUCACAAUUGCUGAAGUUUUAAGUCUAAUCACUGCUGAGAGUAAAUAAACAGAAGUCAUAGGGGCGACUACAGAAAUGUCCCUUAUUAUGAGUAAAGUCAUCAGUUUAAAAGAAAAACAUGUAAAAAGUUUUCUUCAUGUUUGUGGCAGUCAAAUCCCAUUUGUUUCGUAAUUACCAGGACGUCAAGAUAUGCACACAAAAAUAAGCCUGUUUGAUGACUUAUAUAUGUCUUAAUAUUUUAUAUUCUCAAGUUUUUAAUGAACAGAAGAAUAUGAGGAUGUGUAACAGACUGACCAAAUGCAUUUCUAAUUUUGUUGCAUUCUACUGUCAAGCAGAUUUAAUGAAAUAUUAAAACAAUAUUGCUUAUAAGCUGAUAACAGUGUCAGCAAUUUCAAUAAAGUAACGUU